GCAGCAGACAGAACCGACAGAGGCAGGAGAAACUAGAAAAGGACUGCGCGUGGAAUUGGCGCUCAGUUUAACACGCGCCGGCGUAGCGUGCGUCUCGUUCGUAAUUUUCCCUCCAAUUGUUCGAUCACCCGGUGGAUGAAUGGCGAUUUAAAAGGCAACGCGCGACGCGUCGGGUGUUAGGGAGACAAUUUAUCAUCGUGUUGUGUUUUGUUUUCUCUCCUCGACGCCAACAGCCAACGGCCGAGGGAUCCGUGCGCUCGGCGAUGAUCCACGUCGCGAAUGUCCGCGUGUAGAGCGGUGUUCCGCGGCUCUCAGCAUCUGUCAGUGUUCUCGCGGUGAGUUUGAUCGUAGGAUUUCGUUUCCUGAUUUCCUCCUUUGCAUCAUCGGUGCAGCGCGAGAUGACGAGCGAGACUCCGAAGGUGGAGUUCGCUCUCGGCAGCGAGGUCUCGCCGGGUCGCUUUUUCAAGAGCGCGUUCGCGCGAAAUUUCAUCAGUAGCGGCCGCGACUGCAAGUCCCUGGAUUACGAGCUGCUCGAUAACGUCGAGAGGAACGAGGGUGACCGUAACAACAACGGACGGAACAACAAUUUCUUCUCGCUUGUGAAUUUCGCGGACGGCAAACCGGCGAACGGCGACGACGCGGCCGCCGCGGCGCGAACCACCACUCUCUGGGAGCAACCGAAGCCGAAGGAGGCGGCACAGCCGGUUGCAGAUGCGAAUGAAUUGGAGAAACUUCGAAAGGUGAGUUUAUUUAUGCCUCGUCGGCUGUAUUAUUGCACAUUCAUCCCCGGAGAGCAUCUCCCCGCUCAAACAUUCUCAGUUCGGACGUACGAACGUACCCCUUUAUCUCAUUCAGAAUACGUUGUCAACUUAACACGGCUUAUUUAG
This is a messenger RNA of Trachymyrmex cornetzi, 887 nucleotides long. RefSeq lists its product as uncharacterized. The transcript is spliced from 2 exons. NCBI's taxonomy places the organism in Eukaryota, Metazoa, Arthropoda, Insecta, Hymenoptera, Formicidae. The record is from RefSeq and is a predicted model, not a curated record. Bases 399 to 887 code for a protein of 162 amino acids.